ACUUUGGAGAGAUUUAUCAUUUAUCUAUGCAAAUUUCACUCUAGCGUGUAUAACAAUCUUACAUUUCCCCGCCGCUAGAGCUAUCUCCCUCGAUCACACUAUAAAUUGCAUUUGCAUAAGCCAAAUGCGCUCUCUUUUAGUCUGGCAAUUGACAGUGGCAACAGCAAAUCGCGAUCCGCAAAUUCUUUUCUUUAAAUUGUUAAUUUUAUAUUAAAUAAAGUGGCAAAAUUGUUAUCUAGUUGUUAAAUAAAUUGGAAUUAAGUGCAAAGACAUUUUCUAUUAAUUCCGCGCCGCAAGUGAGUGCUAUCUCAUCCAUUCUCAACGUCUUCCGGACAUCCCCCAAAUUCUACAACGUCCGGGAGUUUGACCUCCCGUCAACCUUGAGCAUCUUCAGCACAUCCCAGUGCUUCUCAAGCACUUCCUGUGCGUCGUAGGCACAUCCUGGUGCAUCCCAGGCACCCCCAUAAGGCAUCGAAGCCCCAUUCAAGGCAGUCCAGCCCACAGUUGGGCCACCACCACCGCCAAAGAGAGAGAUCGUGGCAAGCCCAGGUCGAAAGAGGAAAAUUUUUGGUCCUCGACCCGGAGGGCUCCCACUGAUCACUUAUUCUCUCUUAUUCACAGGUGAGCUCAUCCCCAAGUCACCGUAGACCACCGUGGCAUCUUUAAUAUACAGUCCACUAAUUAUCAUCCCUUGUGUCUUUAAGGUGAGCUCAUCCCCAAGUCACCGUAGACCACCGUGGCAUCUUUAAUAUACAGUCCACUAAUUAUCAUCCCUUGUGUCUUUAAGGUACGUGACCCGCCACACACAUUUUUGGUCAAUUCGAGCCGUCACGGUUCUGAAUUCGACUCAGCGAUCUUCAUCGCCAACGGUGCCUGCUACGGUGCUUCCAACGGGCUACCCGGACUUUGCAAUUUCUGUGCAACCUUCUGCAAUCAUCCACCUAACAAUGGAAGUCAACCUCAGGGAAGGCAUUCUCCAAGCCAUGGAGACAAUGGAAGCCUUUGUCUUCUCCCUGACCGAAGAUGAUCUUCCGGGAGUGAGCCAUGACCAGCUGCUCACCCAACUUGAUCUCGUACAAUGCCUCGAGAAGAUGUACGAGGAUGUCCAGCAGCAAAUCAUCGCAUCGCAGCCCACUCCAACACUCCAAGCCUCCGAGAUUGCAGCAAGGCAGUCAACUCGCUGCAGAUUCUUCGCCCUCAAGGAUUGCAUUGAAGAAGCCAUCGAUCAUCUGCCCGCUGAAGUCGCACCCAACCUCAAGUCUCUGCAAAUCCGAGCAGUCAGUUCAGCUCUAAUGACGGCACUCCAGAUAGAGAAUCAGCGCAUCCUGCAGCACAAGCAACAAGAGCUCCAAGCAACACUUCUGGCGCACUCAAAAACCGCAAGUAGUCAAAAUUGUAAUGCUCAUGUUGCCCAUUGCCAAUCCAAUGCUGCCCCUGAUGCCCAUUCGUGUGAGUUGCCCCACGAAAAACCGCCAACAAUCAUGCCCUCCGCCUCAUUCGCUACUCCGCGACAGUGUCAAGCCCCUUCUGAAUCCCCUACGGCAUCUUAUGUCAUCCAAGUGGCUGCUGCAACCCCUACCGCCAGUCAGGUCAUGUUGGACAAUUAUGAUUCAGAAGUUAGGCUCCCCGAGGGGAGGAAAAAUGAUCACCAUAAAAUAGAGUUGAACACUUUGCCAAAUUGUAGAUGCGAUAAAGAUUUACAUCCAUCCACGCUAUGCUCCAAAGUCAAUGCACUCCCCAAUCCAAAUGCCACUCAUCCUGAAUCACAUUUACCUGCCAAUUGUGAACCAAAUCCUUUGCUUGCUGAUUGCCACGUGUCCACUGCAACAUCAACCUGCCGAUGUUGCCCCAAAUUAUCUCACCAUUUGGCAAACUCUACCGAUCCUCCGCCAUUGAAGCCAAAUGUGAGUCCACCUACCACCGUGAGGAACCCAAUCUUGUGUCGGAUCCUCCCGCCUGAAUCCUCCAACGCCACUACUCCGCCUGAGUACAACAGAAUCCGGGACAGGCACAAGACCACUCUCCAAGGGAACCCUGUAGAUGAUGCAUCUGCCAACCUGCCGGCGCCAUUCUCAUCUUCUGCAAUUCCCGCCGCCAUUGCUCAAUCCCCGCUAGUUUCUGGUGAUCCUGCCACGUCUUUAUGUUCACCAGACUCCCUUCCUGUUGCUGCUGCGGACUCAAGUCGCUCAUUCCUGCCAAACCUGAUGCCUCCUUUAGCGAUUGAGCCAGCAGAAACCAUCACUGUGGACAUCCAGACACUUCCGUGCCACGACCUGAGUGGACGGACAUCCUUGGAUCCGGAACUGAGCAUUCCGAUCUCCCAUUCGGACAGUUCUAUAUUGAGCACUGGUCGGUCCUCCACUCCAGCUAGUUCCAGCCUCUCUAGGCAAACCUCACGGUCACUGGGUCAAUUCCGUACUUCCAAUCGCCGCCUUCUGCCAAAGACUUUCGGAGCAAUUCUUCCAUGGCCACCAGACACAGUUGCCAUCCAACCUUCUUCCUGUGUCCGGCCUCCAGAUGUCUUACAUCCAUUACCGGCUCAGAGGCUAUCCCUUAGCUCUGCGACGCCAAUCCCGCUUCAGUUUUCUGACGCUGCAUUCCAGAAAGCCAUUCGAUGCAAACCAUUCAGUCUUGGCCUUCCCAGUUCUCGUGAAAUUGAUCUUGGACUUGUCGUUGUUGAUGAACCGCCUCUCCUCACUCUGGAUUCCAACAACAUCCGUGGCUCUGCAGUCACCUUUCUGCCAACGCAACUCCAAACGGUACACCAAUCUCCGGAUCAUUUCAUGAAGUCUUAUCCUCCGCCGGAAGCCAUGAUGAACUGUGAUGACAACCUUGCGCCUCAGUCUCCCACGGCUGAUCAAUCCUGUUCAGGAGAUUCUCCUCCAUCAUCCGGUGACAUUCAGCCCGAAGAAACGUCACAGAAAUCUCUCAAUCAACGCGCACUUGACAAUUCUCCGUUCUCAUUAGACGCCAGUGCAGAAGACCUCAAGUGUCGCUCCUCAAUGGGAAUCUCAUUUCCCACACUUCUGAUGAUGACCAUGGCCUAUCCCUCGGACACUCUGACAAGCUCAAUGAAUCCCAUGAACACACUCAUUCCAAGGUUCAGCCCUGUGGCCUCACUUGUUCAUGGAUUACAAGUUGUCUGGGAGGAUCCUCGGCCGCCAGAAGAAAAUGAAGGAUGGAUUUCGGCGACAACUUUCCCGAUGACGUCUGCCAUGCAUCGCUGGAUUCAUCUUCAUCCGCUACCUCACAUCCCAUGGAAGGAUCUCAACUUUGGAUCAACGCUGCCAUCGUUGGAUCAGGAUUGUGGAUUACUGAAGAAUCCACCCCAACUCAAGAUCCCUUCCUCCAUUCCUAACUCUUCUUUCAACCGGGUGCCAUCUUCUCCCGUUACAAAUUGCUUCCACCUUAGUUCUAUCCCACUGUUCUUACACCACUGAUAGACUAGCACACAGAAAUUAGAAGUCAAUUUUGUCGCAUCCCGGGGAGCUUCGCUCAUUAAGUUAGGAAUCAAUUGCUUAUUAUUGUUCAUUAUUUUGAAAUUUGAAUUAUCCAUGAAAUUAUCUGCCUGAAAUUAUGUACCCUACAACCAAGAAGUAGGCCCUCUCUUGCCAUUAGAAUUUUCCAAUCCCGGGAGCCACCCCGGGGAGCUUUGAAACAUUGAAACUUUCCAAUCCAGUUGUCAAAUCAAUCACUUGAACUUUGCCUAUUUCCAAUCUCCAAGGUUAGUUUAUUUCUAUCACAUUACUUAGCCAGCAUUUUCUCACUACCAGUAGAAUCAGAAUAGUUCUUUGAACUCGCAAAUUCUUGGAAUUAACGAGUCCACCCGGGGAGAAUGUUCGGGCUUCAGCCGAAUGCUCUGAAGAAUUUAAUUUAGCCAAAAUAAUUAAUUCCCAUUUGUAGAACACUUUGGAGAGAUUUAUCAUUUAUCUAUGCAAAUUUCACUCUAGCGUGUAUAACAAUCUUACAUUUCCCCGCCGCUAGAGCUAUCUCCCUCGAUCACACUAUAAAUUGCAUUUGCAUAAGCCAAAUGCGCUCUCUUUUAGUCUGGCAAUUGACAGUGGCAACAGCAAAUCGCGAUCCGCAAAUUCUUUUCUUUAAAUUGUUAAUUUUAUAUUAAAUAAAGUGGCAAAAUUGUUAUCUAGUUGUUAAAUAAAUUGGAAUUAAGUGCAAA
Lutzomyia longipalpis is the source of this 4174-nucleotide messenger RNA. RefSeq lists its product as uncharacterized. The record is from RefSeq and is a predicted model, not a curated record. Bases 948 to 3440 code for a protein of 830 amino acids. Lineage: Eukaryota; Metazoa; Arthropoda; Insecta; Diptera; Psychodidae. The transcript has 2 exons.